AUGCGUACAUUUAUAUCCGUCGUUACUCUAGUGGUUAUUGGUGUUAUCAUCAUUGAGGCAGCGCCCCACAAACAUCAUGAUGAAGGACAUGGUAAGGCUACCAGUUAUGCUGUGGUAACUAAACAUGAAAGCUCACACAAAGGAGGAAGUCAUGGAGAUGAUGGCUCCCAUCAUGGAGGAAGUUACGGCGAUCAUGGCUCCCACAAGGGAGGAAGUCACGGAUAUUAUGGACAUGGCCAUAAUGAUGGAGGACAUCACGGUCAUGCUCAUGGCAAGGGAGAUGAUCAUGGCGAUGAUGACCAUGAUUAUCAUAGUCAUCCAAAAUAUGAUUUCGGAUAUGGUGUUAAGGAUUCCAAAACUGGUGACGUCAAAGAUCAAUGGGAAUCCAGAGAUGGUGAUAAAGUUAAGGGCAGUUAUUCUCUCAAGGAGUCUGAUGGCACAACCCGUGUUGUAAGUUAUUCUUCGGAUAAGAAAUCUGGUUUUGAAGCUAGUGUACACAAAAUCGGUCAGGCCCAUCAUGAUUCCAAGGAAGAAAAUCAUCAUGGACAAAGCCAUGGUGGACACGGUGAUUACAAACAUUCUGGUCAUGGAAAAGCCAGCAGUUAUGUAUCGGUUAAGAAUCAUUAA
Messenger RNA from Musca vetustissima, 627 nucleotides. RefSeq names its product probable zinc transporter protein DDB_G0282067. The record is from RefSeq and is a predicted model, not a curated record. Bases 1 to 627 code for a protein of 208 amino acids. The transcript has 2 exons. NCBI's taxonomy places the organism in Eukaryota, Metazoa, Arthropoda, Insecta, Diptera, Muscidae. Gene Ontology annotation, cellular component: extracellular matrix.